AUGACACAAUAUCCGUAUGGCCAGCAGGGCCAGUAUGAGCCCUACACCUACAACGGCCAGUCCGGUCAGGGUACCCACUCUCCCGGAUUACUCGACUCUCCAUCCAUCAACAUGCCCGGAACUGCGACUACCAUGGCGCCUAGCGGCCACGGCUAUGGAGGUACCCUUCCGACUGUCGGCCAAGCCUCCCAUGCGGGCUUUGCCGUAGACCAACAAUUCCAGAAAGCCCAUGAUGCGCAAACCCAAGGGAACGAACGCUACGCUAUCCUGGAUCAUUUCUUGCGCGAUCCCAACGUUGCCUGGAACCCCGUCAAAGUUGCUGGUCCAUUAGGUGGCAGCCAGAAUGCCAACCUCUCAAUGAACUCUGGAUACUCCGACUAUCCCAGAUAUCGUGAUAACCAUGCGCCAUCUGAGUGUGAUACUGCCGCUGACCGCGCUGGAGUUUUCUCCGACUCUGGAUAUGGCAGUAUAGCCAGGCAGAGCGUGGGGAAUCCUUCCGUGUACGGGGACGUGGACCGUGGCGGUGAUACCCAAAUCAUGCUCCAGAUGUCCCAGUUCCAGCUUCAGCAGGAUUCAAACCCCCAAGCUACAGUUAUUCCCAAGGACACUCUUAUGCACGAUGACUGGAGCCAUCGAAACCCUGCCGCUCGUCCCGAGGGCAAAAGUUGGUUCUGCGAGCACUGUAGCGAAUAUGUCAAGACCAAGUCGGAGCUCAAUAAGCAUAAACAGAAACAUACGAAGCCACAUCACUGCCCAGAACCUGGUUGCACACGUGAUAGAGGCUUCAGCACCAAGAACGACCUGCAGAGGCAUUUAGCAUCCGUUCACAAAAAGUAUACCGUCGUAUAUCACUGCUGUCAUGACAAUUGCCCGACCAAGACCAAGAAGGAGAAGGAUUGGCCCCGGGCAGAUAACUUCAGGCAACACUUGAAAAGGGUUCAUCAAAUUUUUCUUAAGGCUGAGGACGACCUGAAGAGAUAUGAAGUUCACCUUUCUCCAGAGCAGAUCCUUGCCGGUCCGAGUUCCGCCGCCGUUUUCGCGUCGCAGAUGCAGAUGAUGUCUGAGCAAAACGGCGCUUCCUGGACUGACCAGGCGCAAAUGCAAUAUCUGAGUCACAUGGCACCUUUCACUGAAAUCAGCCUUCCAGCUCCAACGGACUCCUCGAUCACCCUUCAAAGUCGAACGGUCUCGAUGAGCGAGAAUGCGGAUUUUCCAGCGUUGGAAAAUGGCGAUGGGUACACAUGGCCUGAUGCAGGCGCCGCAGAGGUCAGCUCCCACGUCCUUCACUUGGUUUCCAGCCGCCGCGGCUCGCUGGGCGCACUUGAGAGGACAAGAUCCAUUUCGAUCGAUGAACCCUCCUCGGGUGGCCAGCAGCCUGGUUUUGAAUCGGAAGUCUUGGCAGACGGACGUGUGGAGAUGCCUGCGACGGCCGCUAACAGUGAUACCAGCCCCUCGAUUACCACGGGUGGUAUGAAUCCGGGUAUCCGUCCUAUGUCGACUGAUAGCAGCCACCUGCGGUCUCAUGAUGAUCAACGAGACGUCAAUAUCGACCAGCAUCGGGAGACUACCGAGGCUAAUGUUGCUUCGAAUACUCACAAUGAUGGUGAGCCAGUUGAAGACGAGGAUAUGGAUGAUGCGGUGCCUGACUUGGGUCAAGAUACAUCCGCGGACGACUCUGAUGAUACGUCUGGGCAGCCUGGGAUCACUGUGCUCAAGACAUCGUUGGAGUUUCGGAUCGAGAACGAGUCAGCUGUUUCUCUUACCCUCAUCGAAGAUGACGAGAGUGUUCGCACCAUCCUUCGGGUCUUAAAGGCAAAGGGUAACCUCGACCAACUGAUGUCGGAGUUUGGGUACCAAAAGAAGGAGGAGAAGUCUGAGCCCCCACAACCAACCGAGAAGAAGUCCGAACCUACACCCACCUCUGCAGUUGCUCCCAAAACCGGAAACAGCAAAAAUCCCUGCUCCAUCUGCGACAAGAGCUUCAACCGCAAGUGCGAACUCAAGAAGCACCAAAAGCGCCACGACAAGCCCUACGCAUGCACCUUCCACAACUGCUCCAAAAACUUCGGCAGCAAAAACGACUGGAAGCGGCACGAAAAUAGCCAGCAUCUCCAACUUGAGAUCUGGCGCUGCGACGAGAAGCACCACCACCACCAGGGCGCCACUGCCGCCGUCGGCCUCGUUGCCGACGACCGCGCGGUCUGCGGCUGGGUCGCCCACCGCCGCGAGUCCUUCCGCACCCACCUGUCCAAGGAACACAACAUGGACGACCCGGCCAUCGAGAAAAAAGUGACCGAGUGCCACAUCGGCCGCAACUGCGAGUCGCGCUUCUGGUGCGGGUUUUGCCGGAAGACGAUCGAGUUCCAGAAGGAUAAGAAGCUGGCGUGGUCGGCGAGGUUUGACCAUAUCGAGGACCAUUUCAUUGGGAGGAAUGGGGUCAGGCAGCAGAAUAUUAGGGAUUGGGAGUUUAUUGAGCCGACUGUGACUGUUGGUGCUGGUGGUGGGAAGAAUGGGACUGGGACUGGGACUGGGACUGGGACUGGGAGGGGGGCAGCGGAGAUGGCGGAGAGAGAGGUAGUUGAUUUGACUGAUGAGCAGGAGCAGGUAGAGGAUGAUUUGGAAACUUCUAGUUCGUCCUCGUAUGUCUCGGCUCAGGCGGGUCAGGGUCAGGGGCGAGUGCAACCCGGACAUCUCAAGCGUCGCUCGGAUGCAGAGGACCAAGUUGUUGCUGCUGUUGCACCGAGAGCAAAGAAGCAGAAGUCGGGUAGGCAGAGGGAGUGUCUCUGGUCUUGUUGCCAAUGUACCGGGGCAAUGUUCAAUGUCGAGACGACGCCCGGGUGUCUGGAUUGCAACCAUGCUAGGUGCGAGCACUGCGAUGUUGAGUUCCACAGGGGCCCUCAGGAGGGACAUUAG
Messenger RNA from Neurospora tetraspora, 2913 nucleotides. RefSeq lists its product as uncharacterized. The coding region runs from base 1 to 2913 and encodes 970 amino acids. NCBI's taxonomy places the organism in Eukaryota, Fungi, Ascomycota, Sordariomycetes, Sordariales, Sordariaceae. The transcript is spliced from 5 exons. The record is from RefSeq and is a predicted model, not a curated record. Gene Ontology annotation, molecular function: chromatin insulator sequence binding. Gene Ontology annotation, biological process: regulation of transcription by RNA polymerase II. Gene Ontology annotation, cellular component: chromosome.